AUGCGCCUUAACGACAACCGUUUGACCAGAGCUGUGAGCGAUUGGGUUCCCACGAUAUUAAGCACACUACAGGAAGAACACCGACCACCGAUGCGAAAGGAGGAACCACUGGGCGAAUCUGGCACGCGAUGGGGACAAAUGGAAGAAUUACUGGCGCCCGCUCGACCAGUUCGAAGAUCAACGGGAGUCAAGGAUGUCACACAGUUUUGUGAAGAUGUGCACAAAGAUGUUAGAACAGAUGUCCCUCCCGUCCCGAAGGGAAAUAAGUCGAACUGUUACGCUGUGAUGGAGUGA
This is a messenger RNA of Necator americanus (New World hookworm), 294 nucleotides long. RefSeq lists its product as uncharacterized. The transcript has 2 exons. NCBI's taxonomy places the organism in Eukaryota, Metazoa, Nematoda, Chromadorea, Rhabditida, Ancylostomatidae. Bases 1 to 294 code for a protein of 97 amino acids. The record is from RefSeq and is a predicted model, not a curated record.